UUAUUAUAAUCCGUUCGAGGAGCUGUGAGCCUGUGACUGAGUCCAAUAUUCCAAUGGCGAGUCUGGCGUUUAUAAAUCAAGCAGUCGUCUCUGUUUCCAACCAAAACCCUCUACCCAACCUCCCUGUCUCUCUGAUUUCCUCCCCGUUUGCAAGGGUCUACUCCAAACCAAGCAAAAGAAGGCCUUCUUCUUUUGGGAUAAGAGCAGAAGUAAUGGCGACUGAGAAAAUGGGAAUAAAGAUCGAACAGAAUCCUCCCGAGUCAAAGCUCACCCAGCUCGGAGUCGGACAAUGGCCCAAGUGGGGAUGCCCUCCAAGUAAAUUUCCAUGGACAUAUGAUGCCAAAGAGACAUGUUAUCUUUUGAAGGGUAAGGUGAAGGUAUACCCUGAUGGGCACCAGGAUUUUGUGGAGUUUGGGGCUGGUGAUUUGGUUCAGUUUCCAAAAGGAAUGAAGUGCACAUGGGAUGUAUCAGAAGCUGUGGACAAGCACUACAACUUCGAAUAUUAAUGAGCUGCCCAGAUGUGUUUAGCUUUCUAAUACUUGUAAUUAGGACCUGCUAUCUGCAGCUAGAACUCAUGAUAUGGAAGACCAGUUUGUAAUGUCAAGUGUGUCAGUUACUACUACAUGACCUUAUGAAAAUUUGGGUUUGCAGACUUUUCUUUGAGCAA
Messenger RNA from Macadamia integrifolia, 667 nucleotides. RefSeq lists its product as uncharacterized. Bases 54 to 506 code for a protein of 150 amino acids. Lineage: Eukaryota; Viridiplantae; Streptophyta; Magnoliopsida; Proteales; Proteaceae. The record is from RefSeq and is a predicted model, not a curated record. The transcript is spliced from 2 exons.